Molecule: messenger RNA, 939 nt
Organism: Spinacia oleracea (spinach)
Lineage: Eukaryota; Viridiplantae; Streptophyta; Magnoliopsida; Caryophyllales; Amaranthaceae
Exons: 2
Coding region: 1-939 (312 amino acids)
Source: RefSeq, a predicted model, not a curated record
AUGGAUGUAGGCUUCAUUCGGCCGAGCCAAUAUCCCGACUGGGUGGCCAACGUGGUUCUUGUCCCCAAGCCAAAUGGAACAUGGAGAAUGUGCGUUGAUUAUACCGACUUAAACAAAGCCUGCCCCAAGGAUAUGUUUCCCCUGCCCAUGAUAGAUCGGCUGGUAGGUUCUACUGUUGUCCAUGCUAUGAUGAGUUUCAUGGACGCGUACUCCGGUUUCCAUCAAAUCCCCAUGUGGCCCGAAGACCAAGAGAAGACUUCCUUUGUUACGGUACAAGGGUUGUACUAUUACAAGGUCAUGUCAUUUGGCCUAAAAAAUGCGUCGGCCACAUUUCAGCGUAUGGUGAACACUGUCUUUACAAAACAGUUUGGUAGGAACAUAGAAGCCUACAUUGAUAAUAUGAUUGUGAAAAGAGACAAGUGUAGCUACUUCUUCAACACCAUAAAAAAGAAAGCUCAAUUUGAAUGGACGGCUGAGGCGGAAGCCGCCUUCCUGCGGCUAAAGGAACAUUUGCACACUUUGCCACGUCUUUUCAGUCCCCUCCAAGGAGAAGCCCUUUGCAUCUAUCUAGCAAUUUCAGAACACUCACUCAGCAUCGUCUUAAUGACAGAGAAGGAAGGAAUACAACUGUCCGUCUACUUUGUAAGUCAUGUAUUAGAGAAUGCCGAGUUGAAAUAUCCAACGGUGGAAAAGUUUGUCCUAGCCCUAUUUAGGGAGAGCAAAAAGCUGCAGCCUUACUUGUUGCCUCAUCGGCUAGUAGUCUACAAUGGCCAACCUCUGAAGCGACUGUUCACAAAGUUAGAGGCGGCCGGAAGAAUGCUAAAAUGGGCCAUCGAACUCAAUGAGUUUGACGUUUCAUAUGAGCCAAGGAAGGCGGUAAAAGGGAAGGCUUUUUCCGACUUAAUUGUAGAAAUGACUCGGCCCACCUUUGCUCAAUGA